AUGCAUUUUAUGAGUUUACCUCAACUUGUUGAACUUCGAAUACAAAACAAUAAAUUAACAAGAAUUGUGCCUAAUGGAUUUAUGAAUGUCCAAAAAUUGCAAAUUUUGUUACUUCAAAAUAAUUCUCUCUCAACUUUUGACCCUGGUACUUUGGAAGGAUUUAAAGAAUUAAAAUUGGUCGAUUUGAGUUUAAAUGAAUUUUAUCAGAUUCCUUCAUUUAAAGAUAUGAAUGAAUUAAUAGAAGUUCGUUUAGACAAUAACAGAAUCGAUUCAAUUAAAACUUUGGCUUUUUCUUCCAAUCCAAAUUUACAAAAAAUUUCACUUUCUGGUAAUCAAAUUGAGACAAUUGCUAGGAACAGUUUUGACGCUUUGGACCAACUAGAAUUUCUAAAUUUGGCUGAUAAUGGACUUGUGACUAUUGAAAGAGGAAUGAUUGAAGGAAUGAAACAUUUAAAAGAUUUAAUACUUCGAAACAAUUCAAUUAAUAAUUUGAGCCGUGAAUCUUUUCUUUCAAUUCAAGAACUUGUCUCUUUGGAUUUGAGCCAUAACGAAUUAAGCAAUUUAAAGGCUGGGACUUUUGCUCCACUUCAAAGACUUCAUAUACUUAAAUUGGACAAUAAUAAAUUGGAAACAAUUGAAGAGGGGGCUUUUGAUUGGAAAGUUGAUACUUUGUUACUUGAUGGAAAUUCUCUUCGUUGUGAUGACAAAUUAGACUGGUUUGUCGACUGGCUAGUGCGAAACAAAGUUCGAACUUUUGUUCCAGACCAACCAGAAAUUCGUUGUGCUUCACCAGAACAAAAAAGAGGAACUCGUUUAAAAGAAUUAAUGAUUAAAAGGAAUAAUUUGACAGAAUCUUUAAUCGAAACUUCUUUAAAAAACAUUCCUGGAUUACCACAAAAUGUCAACAAAAAUAGGGCAGCAGAAGCAGCAGGGAAUUUCUUAGCUAAUUUAUUACCAAAUGGAGGUGGUGGACAUCAAAGAGCGGGAACACAAAUUGGCUCUGAAAUGCUUAAUACUUUUGCUAAAAAUAUUCCUGAACUUCGAAAUUUGCCAGGAAUGGAAUUUGUUCAAAAUUUAAAUCCGGCAUCAACAAUUGGAAAACAAAAGAAUAAUGGAAAUGUUGGAGGGGGAGGAAUUGAUACGGCAAUUGACAAGUUCUCUGAACCGCUGGUGAAGUUUGCUUCAGGCGUUCCUCCAUCUUCUGCUGAUGUAGAUCAACUACUCUCUUCAAUUCCGAGUUUAAUCGUUAAUGUUCCCGGUUUUGGAAAUGUUGAUGUUAGCAAGUUAAAUCCAUCAAUUGUUGGUUAUGUGCUUAAAGGAGGACAAAUUCCUGGUAUUCCACGUGAAACACUCGACAACAUUGUCAAGCAGUACAUGCAACGAUUAUAUGUUGCAGCAGCACAGGCACAAGGAAUUUCAACUUCUGACCUUCCAGUAACUGUUGACACAAAUACUACAAAUAGAAUAUUGAGACCGAUAUCUGAAUUACCUCAUGGACUAGUUCAGAGUGUUAUUGAAGGAAAAUCACUUCCACACUUGACAACUGAGCAAACUAACGUUAUUAAGGAAUAUUAUACCCAACAUGCUCCAAUCGGUUCAAUAGAAGGUAUUAAUACAACAACUGGAAUUUCUGAUAUAUUACCCCAAAAAGUUAUUCAAAUGAUGCAACUUCUUCCAAAAAAUUACAAUUUAAGUAAACUUCAACCAGAAGUUGUUAAACAAGUUAUGAAAGGAGAAAUGCCUGAUUUUACUAAAUUACCUUUGGAUUUACAGCAACAUAUUAAAGACAAUUUUGAUAAACUUUUGGCUUCUCUUAGUAAAGAUCACAAAAUGACCGUGGAAGAGAUUUUAUUGAAAUUACCAAAAUUUGAACAACCAGAAUUAUCAACAUUUUCUCCUUAUGACAUUAAUGUUGUCGACUCUGAUUUGGUAAUUAAAGAGAGAAAAGAAGAAGAAGACAGGGCAAGAUUUUGGAGAUUUAUUGCAGCAAUUUCGUUAGGGUUGGCAGGAGUAUUAACUUUGGGUGUUUUGUCUGCAUUUCUUUGGUAUUGGCGUCGGACUAGAUCAGCAAGGCAUGGAGUUUCUGAUAUUUCUGAAAGAGGCCCAGGAGUUCUUCCUUCUGUUGUUAGAGAACAAAGCUUUAGGCCAUCAGCAUUUUCUACACUUAAAUGA
Meloidogyne enterolobii is the source of this 2172-nucleotide messenger RNA. The record is from the annotation of a GenBank genome assembly. Lineage: Eukaryota; Metazoa; Nematoda; Chromadorea; Rhabditida; Meloidogynidae.